Messenger RNA from Rana temporaria (common frog), 1926 nucleotides. Its product is annotated as gastrula zinc finger protein XlCGF57.1-like. Gene Ontology annotation, biological process: regulation of transcription by RNA polymerase II. Lineage: Eukaryota; Metazoa; Chordata; Amphibia; Anura; Ranidae. The record is from RefSeq and is a predicted model, not a curated record. Bases 1 to 1926 code for a protein of 641 amino acids. The transcript has 4 exons. Gene Ontology annotation, molecular function: RNA polymerase II cis-regulatory region sequence-specific DNA binding; DNA-binding transcription factor activity.
AUGUCGGAAGCCGAUCAGUCGCUCAGCUCUUGGCUACUGCCGCUGCAAUCCUCGGAGUGUUCAGUAGUAAAGAAGACCUCUUUUGAGCAGAACGGAGAGAAGACAAAUCACAGAUUGCCCCCAAGAUUGUCCAAAAGCCAAAGUUCCUCUAUUCUACCUCCUCCUCACUUAAAUUCUAAAGGUGAACAUGAGCAGCAGAUUCUAGAAGUCGCCAACAAAAUGGGUGUCCUGCUGACAGGAGAGAACAAAGAGCUGAUAAAUAGGACAUUUGAAUUUAAAGUGGAAGAAGAAGAAGAAAUGGUGAUGGUAUCCAAACAAGCAAAAUCGUCUUUAGAUAUAAAGACAGGUGGACGCGAUCUUCUGAACUCUUCAGAGGGACAUUUAAUAUCCUCUCCAGUUUUUAAAGUGGAAGAAAAUGGCGCCUUGCACAUCUCUCCAAGAGUCAGCCCUGUUCAUGAAAAUCUACAUCACGGGCAUUAUUGUGCAGAUACAUCAAUGGAUCUUCCUAAUCCUGAUGGAUCUCCAGAUGUUCAUCAGAGAUUGCUCGGUGUAGAUCGAUCACCAGAUCCAUCCAAUCCCGAGGAAUCUUCCUCCGAUCUUUCCGAUACGGGUACAAGAGACAAGAAUCGGCUUUCCUGCUCUCAAUGUGAUAAAUGUUUUAGUAAGAAGUCUCAUCUUACAUUACAUGAGCGGACUCACAAACCCGAAGGUCCGUUUCCAUAUUCAGAAGUCGAGAACGGCCCAGCAGAUCGGUCUCCGUUGUUUCCACAUGAAGGACAUCCUACAACAGGGUGGCCCUAUUCGUGUUCGGAGUGCGGGAAAUCUCUGAAAACAAAAUGUGAACUCCGUGUACACCAGAGAACCCACACCGGCGAGGAGAUCUUCUCCUGCACCGAGUGCGAUAAAUCCUUCACGGCAAAGUCACAACUGAAAAAACACCAGAAAUAUCACACCAGAGAGAAGCCCUUCUCGUGUCCCCAGUGCAAAAAGUCAUUUAUGGAGAAAUCUCAGUUUGUGGCGCACCAGAGAUCUCACAGCGGGGAGAAGCCCUUCUCCUGUAACGAGUGCGGGAAACCGUUCGCAACCAAAUCGCAUCUUGUUAAGCACCAGAAAGUUCACACCGGUCUAAAACCCUUUCCAUGUUCUGAGUGCCCUUUGUCCUUCACCACAAUAUCUGACCUCGUCAAGCACCAGAGAGUCCACACCGGUGAGAAGCCCUUUUCAUGUUCCCAGUGCGGUAAAUGUUUCUCACAAAAGGGAAACCUCAUUACUCACCUGAAACGCCAUACCGGUGAAAUGCCCUUUUCGUGUUCAGAGUGCGGGAAGUGUUUCACUUCAAAUGGACGCCUGCUUACACACCAGAGAAGCCACACGGGCGAGCGUCCUUUCUCGUGCCCAGAGUGCGGGAGAAGCUUCACUCAGGAAGUGAACCUUCUGAGACACCAGAGAAGCCACAAAGGCGAGCGUCCCUUUUCCUGCUCCGAGUGUGGGAAAUGUUUCACUGAGAAAGGAUAUCUGAUUGUACACCAGAGAAACCACACAGGCGAGCGUCCGUUUGCGUGCUCGGAGUGUGGGAAGUGUUUCACGCGGAAGGGAUACCUUCUUACACACCAGAGAAGUCACACGAGUGAGCGUCCUUAUUCGUGUUCAUUGUGUGAGAAAAGCUUCACUCAGAAGGUACACCUUCUCACACAUCAGAGGACUCACACCGGCGAGCGCCCUUUUUCCUGUCCAGAGUGCGGGAAAUGUUUUGCAGAGAAAAGAUACCUUCUUGUACACCAAAGGAGACAUGCGGUCAAGCGUCCUUUUUCGUGUUCAGAGUGCGGGAAGUGUUUUAUGAGGAUAAAAUAUCUUCUGGCACACCAGCAAAGUCACUUGAGUGGGCCUUCUUUUUCAUUUUCAGAAGCAAACACAAACAUACCGUGA